AAGGCCCUUCUCCCAUUACGAUACUUGUAGGGUACGAUACUCGAGUAUAAUACUAGUUGGAUACAUGUUCGCUACGCGACGCUCGCAUAUUAUGCUACUGAAAAAUUACUAAAUUCAUCAUUUGUGCAAACUUGUUUUUUGUAGACGGACGUUAUGUCGAGCGACUCCAGUGACGAAGAAGCUCUUGCAGUUUUUCUGUUUUAUAGAAAUAGAAGACGUCAACGCAAGAGUAGAAAAUACUGGAUUCAUCCAUAUAUUGAAAGAAACAUAAAUUGUAGAGUUUUUGUAGCCGCACAAGAACUACAACAUGAUGAUAAGAAAUUUUUAUCUUUCUACCGAAUGUCUAAAGAGACCUACUUGCAUCUUGUUACAUUAUUAAAACCAGCUAUACAUCAACGAAAUACUAAAUUUAGAGAAUGUGUCAGUGCGGAAGAAAGGAUUCUGAUAACCCUAAGAUAUUUGGGGUCAGGUUGUACGUUUGUAAGCCUAGGAUUGUAUUUUGCAAGAGGAGAUAAUACAAUUUGCAAGGUCAUAGCUGAAAUGACAGUUAUAAUAUGGGAGAUAUUAAAUGGAGACUUUAUGCCAUUACCAGAUGUGCACCAUUGGAAAGACAUUGCUGCUCGUUUUGAUCGCCUCUGGAAUUUACCCAACUGCUUAGGGGCAUGUGAUGGUAAACACAUCAGAAUAGAAAAAUUACCUGAUUCAGGAUCAAGUAAUUUUAAUUACAAAUCCUACCAUUCGAUAGUAUUAAUGGCAUGUUGUGAUUCCGAUGGAUUAUUUACUGUUAUCGAGACUGGCUAUGCGGGUAGGAACAGCGACGGUGGAAUUUUCAGUGCUUCCAGGAUCAAACGUUGGAUAGAACAUGGACAUCUUAAUAUUCCUUUACCUUCCAAACUUCCUAAUGACCAAUCUAACUAUGAAUUUCCAUUCUAUUUUAUUGGGGAUGAGGCAUUUCCCCUUCUAUCUUACUUGAUGAGACCAUAUCCCCAAAGAACCUUGAAUGACUUGAGAAGGGUAUUUAACUACAGACUAAGCCGAGGGAGGAAUACAAUUGAAUGUGCUUUUGGGAUGAUGGCUGAAAAAUUUCAAGUAUUAAGUACUGCUAUAAGAUGUCAUACAAUAGAAAAAGUAUCAAAUAUAAUAAAAGCAGUGUGUAUUUUACACAACUAUGUUCGAAAACGUGAGGGUAUUCUAUAUAGUCCAAGGGAGUUUAUACAAAACAGAUCGGUCACUAUUCCCGUUACAACGACAAUACAACCUCAUAAUAUAGAAAUAACGGCAAAUAUGUCACCACAUAAUCAACGAAAUUAUUUAGCAAACUACUUUAUAUCUGAGCAAGGUUCAUUGCCUUGGCAAUACCAAUCCUGUUUGCAGAAUACAAUGUAACAUUGAUAAUAAUAAACUAUGUAAGUGUACAAAAAAAACCAACCUGUUAUUUGAAAUUUGUUCCCAAUUUCUGCCCAAGUCUUGUCUAUUAUAUUUUUUCGCAUGUAUUCAGGUAGUUUGUAGUUAUAUAAACAAGCAUGUUUUUCAAUUUGUUGUACAAACUUAAUAUUUGUUUCUUGCUCCGCCGCCAUCUUGUCGAAACGCGCGAGACGCGACGCACAAGCGACCAACACGGCGGGUAUCGCGAGACUAGUCGCGAACGCGUAGAAUACCAGUAUCGUAAUGUGAGAGUGUCCAUAUAAAUGUAUGUGAGAUACUUCGCGGCGACUAGUCUCCGAGACUAGAGUCGCGCGGGCGUAUCGUAAUGGGAGAAGGGCCUAAG
Molecule: messenger RNA, 1768 nt
Organism: Pieris napi
Lineage: Eukaryota; Metazoa; Arthropoda; Insecta; Lepidoptera; Pieridae
Product: protein ALP1-like
Exons: 2
Coding region: 154-1386 (410 amino acids)
Source: RefSeq, a predicted model, not a curated record